AUGGUACUUGAAGAAGCAGAGCUCAUGGACUCCGCCUCAUACCUGCUGUGUGACUCCAGGUGUCCAUCAUUACCCUUUUUCUCUGGACCUGGGUCUUCCCAUUUGGAAGCUGGGGAUCACUUAUCCCUGCCUUCCUGCCACGUGACUGUGAAGAGGACAUGUCUGUCCUGGCUCUGGAAUCUGGGUUGCACCUGCAGGGCUGAGCUCCAGGAGGGAUGGGUGGCUGUGGACGACAGUGCGCCCCCUCCUGGAAAGUGGGGGCAUUGCAGUCUGGUCCUGCUGGGCCACUUGCCUGUCCUACCUCUUCCCUUGUUUGGCCUGUGCUCUUUUUUCCCAGGCUGCUGA
Molecule: messenger RNA, 345 nt
Organism: Rangifer tarandus platyrhynchus (Svalbard reindeer)
Lineage: Eukaryota; Metazoa; Chordata; Mammalia; Artiodactyla; Cervidae
Source: the annotation of a GenBank genome assembly